Anopheles cruzii is the source of this 15231-nucleotide messenger RNA. RefSeq names its product histone lysine acetyltransferase CREBBP-like. Lineage: Eukaryota; Metazoa; Arthropoda; Insecta; Diptera; Culicidae. Gene Ontology annotation, cellular component: transcription regulator complex; histone acetyltransferase complex. Bases 67 to 12651 code for a protein of 4194 amino acids. Gene Ontology annotation, biological process: positive regulation of transcription by RNA polymerase II. The transcript is spliced from 18 exons. The record is from RefSeq and is a predicted model, not a curated record. Gene Ontology annotation, molecular function: transcription coactivator activity; chromatin DNA binding; zinc ion binding.
AACAGUACCCGGCGGCUCCAGCAUAGAUCGUCCUCUUCUAUCAAAAUAAUCACGGUCUGAUAAGCAAUGGCAGAUCAUAUGGAUGAGCCUCCGGUGAAGCGGGCGAAGGUGCGGGAUGUAUCCUCUGGCGAAGUCAUCUCAACCACACUCGAUCAGAUGUUCGAUCUGGAAAAUCAUCUGCCGGACGAAUUGAUGGGCGAUAAUGCGUGGGUGGAUUCGCUAAGUGGCGGCAAUAAACCGACUGGCCCGGGGCCGGGCUCGCAAAUGAAUGGUGACGACCCGGGCGGGGGCACCUCCAAUGUUCCACCUCAGGUGUCACAGCUGGUCCUGCAAAGACAGCAGCUUCAACAACAGCAGCAACAGUUGCAACAGCAGCAACUACACCAUCUUAUGCAGCAGCAACAACAGAAAAAUUGCAUAGUUGUGAACAAAAGUAUGUCGGGCCAGCCAAUGCUAGCGAUGGGACCACUCGGAAGCAGUAAGAGUCCUGGAGGAGGCGGCGGCGGCGGUAUGCUUUCGCCGAUCAACCAGGCGAUGGCCAACAACGUGGGAGUGAAUUCGAUGGCGAGUGGCGCAAUGCUGGGGAUGGGCGGUGGCAUGGGGCAAAACAGUGGCGGUGGUAAUGGCGCAGGCGGUACGGUGAUGCCAAAUACCAUGGGGCUAAGCGGUAGCGUGAUGUCCGGUGCCGGGACAACUGGACUGCAGGUGUUAAACAACAAUGCGCGACAAGGAACAAACGCAUCGAAUCCGUCAGGAGGGCCACCACCGGGGAUGAUGCACCAGAUGUCGAAUGCGCUUCAAAAUGGCCCAAUGGGCAAUCCGCGGUUGAGCCUCGUAACGAACGCUACCGGCCUGGCACCACGCCCACCAAUAAGUCACAUGAACUCAGGGCUCAGGCAGCUGGUUCAGCAACAGCAGCAGCAGGGCCAUAGCGUGGCUACAAUCGGUGGUCAAAUGGGUCAGAUGGGCAACGUUCCCGGUGGUAGUCAGUUUGUCGGUUACCAGCCGCAGCAAAACGUAUUAAAUGCGGCGAAUCUGCAACAGCAAGUACGUGGCUCGCCGCCGACGAUGAACCGUACGCCAAACGUUACGCUGACCAGUCGCAUGAGCAACCCGUUAACAGCUGGGAACAUGGGACCGACUGGUGGAAGCGCACCGAUGAGCAUUCCCACUGAUGGUGGCGUUUCGUCGCUAUCUUCUUCGUCGUCUUCUACGUUUUCUUCUUCCUCUACAUCUUCAUCCAACGUUGUUGGUCUGCAGCAACAGGGAAGUGGUAAUUCUGGUGCUCCUCAAAUAAGAUCUCUACCGGGUGGUCAAAAUCAACCACUGAGCCAGAUGAACGUUAACGUAGCACCCGGUGUAGGCAGUGCAGGAGUAGGUAGUACCGGUGGUUCCAGUGGUGGUCCCACAAUCGCUGGCCCUGGAAAUCCUCUCCUAGCGGAUCCGGAGAAGCGAAAACUUAUACAGCAGCAGCUUGUUCUGCUUCUGCAUGCACAUAAGUGUCAGCGUCGUGAAGCGGAAAAUCCGGCCAGCAAUAAUUGUUCCCUUGCGCACUGUCGCACAAUGAAGGAGGUCCUAACGCAUAUGCAGUCGUGUCAGCUGGGUAAAAAUUGCCCUAAAACGCACUGCUCCUCGUCUAGGCAGAUAAUAAAUCACUGGAAAAACUGCACGCGCCAGGACUGCCCAGUGUGUUUACCGCUGCGUGAUACGAAUAAAUUAAAACAGAAUCAAUUGUCUCAACAGCAGCAGCAGCAGCAGCAACAGCAGCAACAGCAGCAGCAACAGCAGCACGUGGGCCAGCAGCAGACUUCCCAACAAUCACAAUCUCAGCACCAACAAUCUCACCCGCAACAGCAACACCCUUCACAAUUGCAGCAGCCUCAACAGUUAAUGCAACAGCAAGACCAACACCAACAGCUGCAACAGCAGUUGCAGCAGCAAAUAGCGCAACAACAUCAAGAAGUUCUGCAACAUCAGAUACAGCAGCUGCCUCAGAAGCAACAGCAACUGCUAUUACAGCAACAGCAAGAUCAACAGCAAAAAGAACACAAGCAACAUCAACAACAGUUGCAGAAGAUCCAACAACAGCAGCAAGGACCACCUCAGUUAGGAGCGCAUCCAGAUAAAGACCAGCAACCGCAACAGCUUGCACCGCAACUCCAAUCGCAGCAACAACCACAGUUACUUCAAUCUCAUGCAAAGCAUCCACAGCAGCAAAUGCAGCAUAACAUACUGCAGCAGAAAAAAGUUCAAAUGCUCCUUCAGCAACAGCAGCAGCAGCAUCAGCAGCAGAAACAGGAUCAAAUGCUACAAAAAUCAUACUCACAACAGGCACAGAUUCAGACACAUCAACAGCAACAGCAUUCACAACAGAUGAGCCAUCAAUCGCAACUUCAGCAACAGCCAUUGAUCCCACAGCAGCAGCAACAAAUCCUGUUGCAGGAUACGAAAACAUCACUUCUAACGCAGCGGCAGGUGCAGCAGCAAACGCAGAACCAACCGCUACAACAACCUCAACAAUCACAGUCAAUCGUCCAGCAACAGACGCAGCAAACACAAGGAGCACAAUCCCAUUCACAGUCAUCGCAACAGCAGCAACAAAAUGUACUUUCAUCCGCCUCCAGUCAACAUGAGCAAAAGCAGCUUUUGCACCACCAACACCCGCAGAUGAUAUCUUCUCCGCUCCAGAAGCAUCAACAACAAGUAGAGCAAAGAAAGGACCAAGAUCAGUCGAAAAUUCAACAGCAGCUACAGGACGAACUCCAAGAGCCACAAAACCAACAAAAGCCCCAUGAGCAAGGCGAUCAAUCGAAACAGCAGCAGCAACAGCAUCCGACACAAUCAAUAUUGCAAGAACAACAGCCAGCUACUGACCUCAUGCGUUCUCAGGAAUUGAUGCAAGGUGCUCAGUCGGACGAUAAGCAGCAGCAACACUUGAAAUCAGACGACUCUGGUUUGAAGCAGACAGAUCAGCAAAUCAAAGAACAAGAACAACAACGUUCCGAUCAGCUGCUGUCAGCUUCGGCACAAUCAGAUCAGCAACCACAGGGAGACGGCAAACAGCAGCAGGAGCAACAACAACAAACGCUGACAAACAAAGACAUCGUGGAGCAACAAUCGGUAAAGCAGCUGUACCGUCAACAGUCAGAACAGCCAGGGCAAAGUGCCCAGGACCAGAAAGAUUUACAUUCCACUCCCAAGAACACAACGCAUCAAGAGCACAACACAACGAUGAAAGAGCAAGAGCAAAAGAAAGAGAUGCUGAAAAACGAAGUAUUUGCUGCCGAAGGUCAGGGUGGCGCUCAGUCAAGCAAUAAAGAAACGACAGAAAAGAACCAAGAAGUUCAACCGGAAAAGACUGGAAAUAAUGGAGUGGUGGAUAAACAGGAAAAACGUGAUACACUUGCUCAGCAGGAUCAAUCGGAUGUGAUAGAACAAAGCGACCUGCAGGUUGAUGGUAGUUGCGACAAGCAAAAAUUGCUCGAGGCGCAAGAAGAAAAUCAGCACGCACUGCACGAUCAAGAGAGUCGUUUGGAAGCUAGCGAACUUCAGGAUAAGCUGAAGCAUCAAGAUAAACAGGAGCAAGUGGAGAAAGUUGAUCUUACUGAACAGGCGGACGGACGAAGUGGAGAACUAAUGGACACAGCGCAAGGUUCGUGCGGUACCGUCGGCAGCGGCUUCCAAAAGCAAAAGGAACAAUCGUCUGACAAGUCAGAAGCCUGUCAUGGUCCAGAUUAUAAGGACAAGAAGCCACUCCAAGAACAAGAACCGAGAGAUAAACCAACAACAGGCACAGCGGUAGACGCGAUGGAGGUAGACCAAUCGUUGGAUGCAUCCGAGCAGCUGUCGGAAAACAAACGAGACAACCAUCACCAAGGGAGUUUAACAUCCUCUUCUGACAAGAAAAAUCACAACCAAGCGAAGGAAUCAGUAUUGGACCAAUCGGAAACGCAACAGCAUAAGGAUCAACAUGAAGGACCUUUGUCGGAGCAAGACAAGCACCGUGCAGAUCUGCUUCCCCUGUCGUCUGCGUGUGAUUUACAAAAACAGCAGCAGCAGGAUCCAAAACAACACGAGCAGCAGGAAGGGGCAGAGAAACCCCCACAUCUGUUUCAGUCGAAAAUGACGCCAAAGUAUCACACCGAGCAGCAGGAAUUGUCCAAAUCACAACAGUUGUCAGGUCCACCAGUGAAAAUGUCAAAAGACGAGCAACAGAAAACAGAUCAUCACCAAUCAAUGCAAGAUGACAGCAAAAUGCACAACGAUUCGCAGUCACUCGAUCAACAAGAAAAACAGCACGCUAAGCCUCAGGAGACACAAGCAGAGGACUCAAAGCAGCAACCAGAUCAAAACUGCUUGAAGCAAGAAAACCAGGAGUCAGAAUCGUUGAUGAUGGACGUAGAUCAAGAACCGGCAAUUUUGCAACAGGGGAAAGGAGCAGAAACUCAAUCGAAAGCAUCGGCGGAUCACGAUCCAUCAAUAGGUGUGUCUCACGAGCAGCAAGAGCAGACGAAGCAGGAGAAGUCCAAAGACAAGCCAACGUCUUCUCCACAGCAGCGGCAACAGAUGCUGUCCGAGCAGCAACAGAAACAAGACCAGCAGCAAUUGAAACCAUUAACACCGCUCUCCUCCCCACAACAGCCCAAGCUUACCUUGCAGCAGCAGCAACCGAAAUUGCAACAGUCGCACUUCCCUAAACAAGAUCAGCACCAACAAUUACCGCCUUCGCAGCAAGCGCUUCAAAAUCAGCAGCAGCUGCAGCUCCAGCAACAACAUCAGCAUUUGCAACUUAAUCAACAAAAACAACAACCUCAGCAGCAACAGCUUCUUUUACUGCAGCAGCUUCAACAACAAUCUGAAAAUCAACAACUUCAGUUGCAACAACAAAAACAAGCUCAGCAGCAGCAGCAGCAAGAACAACAAUCAGAUCAACAGCAGCAACACGAGUCACUGAUAUCUUUGCCACAGCAGUCGGUAUCGCCACUAUCGAACAUGCAGGCUAAUCAUCUCAAUAUUUUGCCUUCUGCCGGGGGUAGCGUUCUCAUAGCAACUUCACAGCAAGAAGGAGUGCAAGAGCAGCAUCAUGUGCUCAUCCAAGGAGGCAAUAAUACAGCAUCAGACACUGUUGUGGGACCUUCGCGUCCCUUCAAUCAGCUCGUCAAUAGUAUGCAACCGUCGCCCACCCCUGGUAGUCUGUCAUCGCAGCAACAACAACAGAAUCCGAUGGGAGGAGCAGGAGGCAUCGGUAGUAGUAUUAGAAGCAUGGCGGGUGGUCAAUGCGGCACCAACACGGGAUCAGUGAGGCUCAUGAUGCCACCAAAUCAAAUAGUGCCUACCAACAACAGUAACACCAGCAACAACAGCGGUAACAUGAUGCAAAGUGCAUCUACGAACGAUGCCUGCGGUGGUGGUAUGCUCCCUUCGGCUUGCCUAGCAGUGACAUCUCAAAAUAAUAGUACAAAUCAAAGUAUCACAGUGAAUGCCGCAAUGCAGCUACAGCAAUCGCAUAACAAUCUAUUGCAACCGGGAACGUCCGGCCAACAAACAAACGUUGUUCAACAAAAUACGCCCAUUAUUCCAAUGCCGAGUAGCAAUCCUAAUCAGUUGCUGUUCAGUAGUGCAGAUGGCAGCGGUCAGCAGAUGCCAGGAGGUGUUGGUGGGAUCACUGCAGUUACAACCUCACUGGCCAGUAGCGGAGCAGUCUGCAACACCACCACGACCGGUCUACAAACAAUGACGGCCGGAGGGAUAAACUCUUCCAGUGGCGGCGGCGGCGGCGGCGGUAGUAGCAGUGGUGCCGGAAACUUCCCUUCAAAUACUAUGAUUGCGGUGCCAGUACAGGGUACGAAGGAUUGGCAUCAUUCUGUUACUCCUGAUUUGCGCAAUCAUCUCGUGCACAAGCUUGUCCAAGCUAUCUUUCCAUCACCUGAUCCUUCGACGAUGUUCGAUAAAAGAAUGUAUAAUCUGGUAGCAUAUGCGAAAAAGGUUGAAGGUGAUAUGUACGAGAUGGCAAACUCACGUUCCGAAUACUAUCAUCUUCUUGCGGAAAAGAUUUACAAAAUUCAAAAAGAGCUCGAAGAGAAACGUCAGAAACGGAAAGAGCAGCAAAUGCAACUGCAGCAGCAACAGCAGCAGCAGCAGCAGCAGCAGCAGCAGCAACAACAACAGCAAAUGCAUCAGCAACAAAUGAACAAUGCCGGCGUUGGUGGUGCAGGAGGACCGCCACCACAUAUUGCAAACACUCAGGUUCGACCACUCAACCACACCCAAAUGAACCAAAUGUUGAGCGGUGCGCAGAUGCCUCGUCAGCUUGUCGGUAGCGGUCUCAUGGGUCAAGGAAAUAUCCCAUCCAACCGGAUGGCUCUUGUGGGUUCGGCCCAAGCGGCCCAACAAAUGUUCGUCUCACAGCCAGGCCCGAGUCCUAACAGUAUCGUUCACGGCGUAAAUAGUAUGAGUGGCACUGGUAGUGUCAACAGCAACACCGUCGUACUACCAGGCGGACUUUCACCAUUCGGCCAACAACAGCAGCAGCAGCCGAGUAUGAACAAUCACGCGCCCUCCCAACCGACACCCCAAACAAUGGGAGGGCCACAGGGCGGUGGACCGAAUCAACCUUUUCUGAAUGGACCAACAAUGUCGGAUAACUCGCAGCUUCAACAGUUCAACGACAUCGUUCGUGCCAAAUGUGCAAACUUGGCUGGUGGUGGCAACAUUGGAGGAGGCAACAAUCAGCUCACUGGAGCUACUGGACUGCCGGGUUCCCUAGGUAAUAGUCAAGCGAUGGCAAUGCCUCCAACCAUCUCUUCUGCAUUUGGCAGUGGCGGUGGUAAUGUUCCUCCGAACAAUGUUACCAUAGGCGGAUCGCAGCCUCCAAAUACGGGCAGCAACGUGACGGGAGCAGUCGUAGGGCCAGGAGGCGCUGGAAUGUUCCCGAACGCUCAGCUAACGGUUGGCAGUCCGAUGCUAAGUAGUAGCGGUGCAGGAAACUGCGCGGCGUUGACACCACAACAACGAAGCAUGGCUCUGAUGUCUGCUAACCUAGGAGGUGGCGGUUCUGCUGUAGUUGCAAGCCUUGGAAGCAGCUCCGAAUUGCUCGGCAACGCUUCGUCCUACUGUGGUGGGGUAGGUGGAUUAACGGCAAACAGCACCACCGGUCCCACGUCCAACGGUCUAAUUCUUGGACAAACACCCGCAAUCGCCAGUAGCAGUAUCGCUGCAUCAAGCGUAGUAGUUCCGCUGUUACUUGCCACGCCUUCAGAACCUUCCGAUUCACAGAUGGUGGUCGCCGCACCGACCUCGAAUGCUCCGCUUAACUUAACUCUCUUGACGUCUUCGACAUGCAGCACGCACAACAACUCAAUAACUCUUAAUGGAGCUAGUGGAGGCGGAUCAACUGCAACCACGCCUGCAACCCCAGCGCCUAUCUCAUCUAUCGCAUCGACAACAGCGGUCACUGCCCCGCAAAACAACUCCUCGUUUAGUGGUAGCAGCAUGGCGACAACAAAUGGCAGCAGUGGGAGCUUACUAAAUGCUAGCGGUUCAAGCCGCAGCGGGUGCUCAUCGUUCAGCUCCCAGAUGGCUGCGCUCGAAGCGGCCAUGGCCCGCGACAAGGAUGACUCGCCCGAACCUUGCAGCGUGAAAGAUGGCGGGGUCAAUAGUGUUGGUAAAAAUAAAGGAAAGCUGGGAUUGAAGCGUGAGGACGACAUGCGCUCCGACACUGAUAGUAACCACAUGGACACAUCGGCUGGCAACGAUCAGGUCGGCGGCGGCAGUGGGGGUGGCAAAAGCGUCAACAGCGAGUGCAUGAGUAUUAGUGCUGAUUGUAAGACUGAAAUGAUCGACAGCGGCGAUGGUAGCAGCGGCAGUGGCAAGAACAAGCUCGAGGUGGUCAAGUUCAAGGAUGAACCGAUGUCACCAUCGGUAAGUCCGAUGAACAUGGUCGUCAAAACGGAAAUCAAAUCCGGCAUCUACCCAGAGCCGACCAUUCAAACGAAUGCCAGUGAUAAUAAGAAAAAAUGCUCAUUCAAGCCGGAAGAACUUCGAGAAGCGCUGGUACCGACGUUGGAGAAAUUAGUGGCACAGGAACCGGAAUCAAUUCCUUUUCGUAUGCCGGUUGAUCCUAACUCACUUGGCAUACCAGACUACUUUGAUAUCGUGCGCCAACCGAUGGAUCUCAGCACAAUUCGUCAAAAACUAGAAGGCGGUCAGUACCACGAUCCGCGCGAAUAUGUCGAUGACGUGUGGCUGAUGUUUGACAACGCUUGGCUCUACAAUCGCAAAACAUCACGCGUUUAUAGAUACUGCACGAAGCUAUCGGAGGUCUUUGAGCAAGAAAUCGAUCCUGUAAUGCAGUCUCUGGGGUAUUGUUGCGGUCGAAAGUACACGUUCAAUCCGCAGGUCUUGUGUUGUUACGGCAAGCAAUUGUGCACUAUUCCGCGUGAUGCAAAGUAUUAUAGCUAUCAAAAUCGUUCUUUCGGCGCAUUGUCAACCAGAUACACCUACUGCCAGAAAUGUUUCAACGAGAUUCCAGGUGACACGGUAACGCUUGGCGACGAUCCGAUGCAAACGCAGACCCAAAUAAAGAAAGAUCAGUUCAAGGAAAUGAAAAACGACCAUUUGGAGCUGGAACCGUUUGUCGAUUGUCUUGACUGCGGCCGAAAGCAGCACCAGAUUUGUGUACUGUACCUCGAAACAAUAUGGCCCGGUGGUUUCGUUUGCGAUGCUUGCUUGAAGAAGAAGGCUCAAAAGCGCAAGGACAACAAAUUCAACGCCAAGCGGCUGCCAACCUCCAAGCUCGGCACGUACAUUGAGACGCGUGUAAACAAUUUCCUGAAAAAGAAGGAAGCUGGCGCUGGCGAAGUACACAUCCGCGUCGUAUCUAGCUCGGAUAAGCUGGUGGAGGUGAAGCCGGGUAUGCGCAGCCGUUUUGUGGAAUGCGGCGAGAUGUUGCCUGAGUUUCCGUACCGCGCUAAGGCAUUGUUUGCCUUCGAAGAGGUGGACGGAAUCGAUGUUUGCUUCUUCGGUAUGCACGUGCAGGAGUACGGGUCCGAGUGUGCAGCACCGAAUACGAGGCGCGUGUACAUUGCUUACCUCGACUCUGUGCACUUCUUCCGACCACGACAGUAUCGAACGGCCGUUUAUCACGAGAUACUACUCGGCUACAUGGAUUACGCCAAGCAGCUCGGUUACACGAUGGCCCACAUCUGGGCCUGUCCACCGUCGGAAGGCGACGAUUACAUAUUUCACUGUCACCCGCCGGAGCAACGUAUCCCAAAGCCAAAGCGCCUGCAGGAAUGGUAUAAGAAAAUGUUGGACAAGGGUAUGGUAGAGCGCACGAUACAGGAUUACAAGGACAUUCUGAAGCAGGCUAUGGAAGACAAAUUACAAUCAGCGUCGGAGUUGCCGUAUUUUGAGGGAGAUUUUUGGCCGAACGUGCUAGAAGAAAGUAUCAAAGAGUUGGACCAGGAAGAAGAGGAAAAGCGCAAGCAGGCGGAACGCGAAGAAGCUGCUGCCAAUGCGAUGCAGAUGUCAAUGAACGAAGACAGUGAUACUGUUGCUGAUGGCAAGAAGAAAGGCCAGAAGAAGGCGAAAAAGUCUAACAAAUCUAAGGCGGCUCAACGGAAGAGUAAUAAAAAAACAAACGAACAAAAUGGAAAUGAUCUCAGCGCAAAAAUAUUUGCCACAAUGGAGAAGCAUAAGGAAGUGUUUUUUGUCAUUCGUUUGCAUUCGGCACAGUCGGCUGCUAGUCUUGCGCCAAUACAAGAUCCGGAUCCGCUUAUCAACUGUGAUUUAAUGGACGGUCGAGACGCCUUCUUAACACUCGCCCGGGACAAACAUUACGAAUUCUCGUCACUCCGCCGCGCUCAGUUCAGCACUCUUUGUAUGCUUUACGAGUUGCAUAACCAGGGUCAGGAUAAAUUUGUCUACACGUGCAACUAUUGUAAAAAUCAUGUUGAAACACGCUAUCACUGUACGGUCUGUGAUGAUUUCGAUUUGUGCAUAACGUGCAAAGAAAAGGUUGGCCAUCCGCAUAAAAUGGACAAAUUAGGAUUCGAUCUCGAUGACGGUUCAUCUCCGACGGAUGUGAAGCAAACAAACCCGCAGGAAGCGCGUAAACAAUCCAUCCAGAGAUGCAUUCAGUCGCUGGUUCACGCGUGCCAGUGUCGCGACGCCAACUGCCGGUUGCCAUCGUGCCAAAAGAUGAAGCGUGUAGUGCAACACACUAAGCACUGCAAGAGGAAAACGCACGGUGGCUGCCCGAUUUGCAAGCAGCUGAUUGCGCUCUGUUGCUACCACGCCAAGCACUGCCAAGAGGCCAAAUGCCUGGUUCCGUUCUGUCCCAACAUCAAACAUAAGCUUAAGCAGCAACAGCUCCAACAGAGAUUGCAGCAACAACAACUUCUUCGACGGCGUAUGGCGGUAAUGAAUACGAAUCGCAUGGGUGCCCCUACUCCCCAAAUCCCCCAACCGAGUAAUGGCGGUGGUGGUGGUAAUGGAGGCGGUAGUGGCAUGAGCGCUUCGGUUGUAUGCUCAACUGGUGUAAUCGGUCCGUGUGCGAUCGUCGCUGCUCCACCGUCAUCGGCUGUGAAUAAUGUCGCCCUUGUUGGUGUUCCCGCUGGCAAUACGGUUAACGCGGCAGCGGUAUCGGCAGGCAUGGGCUGCGGGCUAGGUGGUACCCCUGGGGUCAUGAGUCCUUCGACGGCACCGAACGCUCCCCUACAAAUGAACGCUAUUGGUGGUCCCCAUCAUGGUGGUAUUGGCAUGAAGCCUGGCGCUCAAACUCCACCGGCCAAUGUGUUACAGGCUGUUAAACAGGUGCAGGAGGAAGCGGCCCGGCAACAAGCCCCCCACGUCGGUUACGGGAAGGUAAAUCCAGUAAGCCAAAUGCCUCCACCCGUGAUGCAAAGAACGAUGCCAGGAACGCACAUGGCUGCAACGGUGGGCGGUGUGAAUGUGUCUGGUGUCGUAGGGGUUAUGGGAAAUCAACAGACGCAGCCUAGUGGCACUGGUGGACCGGUUGUUGGCAUAUCGAUGGGUGGUAGCGUCGGACCCGGUGGUCUUGCACCGAAUGUCAUGCAAAUGGACCAAUGGGCCAACGCUCGGUAUCCUAAUGGUGGUGGUGGCGCUGGAGGCGGUAUCGCCGGCGGUGGUAAUCAACAAAACCCAGGAAUGCGUCCUUCAUUGCCAAUGAUGCCCCAGCAGCAACAACAAUCACAGCUUCCCAAUAUGUUAUGUGGAGGACAAAUGAUAACUCUGAGCCGCCAGGGACCGGGUGCAGUGAGUAUGCAGAGCGGUGGUAUGAUAGGGAACGCUCAGCAACAGCAAGCAGCAAGCAAUCCACAAAAUCCACAGUCGGCUGGCCAGCCGCCACUCGCCUCCAAUCAACCGAAGCAGGCUAUAGCGCAACUGAUGGCAACUCUAAAAAAUCCGGCUGCAGGUCCUGAACAGCAACAACAAUUACUGUCAAUACUCAAAGCAAAUCCACAGCUAAUGGCUGCGUUCAUCAAGCAGCGACAACAGGCCCAGAAUCAACAAAAUCAAAAUCAGGUCGGGAUGACGCCGCAACAGCAACAUACUGUAAUGCAUCAAGGACAAGUUCAGCAAGUGCAGACAGGCCAACCGGUGAUGGUGUACAACCCAACGGGGGCUGGUGGUCAGAUGCCCACCAACCGACUGCAGGGUGUGCAGGGUAUGGUGGGUGGUGGCGGUAAGCCGGGAAGUAAUCCAUCGAUGCAAAUACCGAUGUGGUACAAACAACAGCAGCAGCAGCAGCAGCAACAGCAACAGCAACAACAGCUGAUGCUGCAGCGCCAGCUGGCCAUGUCUGGAGGAAAUGUUCAGCCCGCUCCACCCUACAACCAACGCCCGAGACCCCAGCAACAGAUGGUGGUUGGAGGUUAUGGUCAAGCUGGCAUGUUCUCAGACCAACAAACGCAACAGCAGUAUAUGCAGCAAGCCAUGCAGAAACCAAAUCCUCAGGCCCAGCCAGGUGGUGUCGUGGGGGUUAAUGUGCUUUCUCAGCAAUUGCAACAAGCGCAGCAACACCAAGCGAACCAGGGAGGGGGCAUAAUGGGCCCUCCAAACCCUCAGCAGCACGCGAUGCAGCAGCAGCUAAUGCAAGCCGUACGCUCGCCCCCUCCCAUUCGUAGCCCACAGCCGCAGCCUUCACCACGUGCAGUUCCAUCCCCGCGAGCACAACCAUCGGUGUCUCCGAGGGCCCAACCAUCACCACACCAUAUUCCCUCGCAUUCUCCAGUGCCACCCCAUACACCAGGUGAUGUACAUAAUCAUAUGCAUUCCCAUCAACCGCCUACCGGUGGAAACGUCGCCAUCAUCGGCAUGGGGUCCAUCACCGGGGGAACGAUGGUUGCUACUACCAGCAUAGCAGGCGUCGUCGGGAUGCCGGGACCUGGCGUAAGUGGUGUCGUCGGUGUGGGGCCCGCCAAUUCCAUGUCCGUCGUUGGUGGUGUGGCCGGAAUGGGUGCUGUGGGAGGAGGUGUGGUUGGUGGCGUUGGUAUAGGCGGCGGCAACAGCAUACAGCAGGACCACCCUGGUCAAAGCGGCAUCAUUGGUCCCGCGGGGAGUGUCACCAACAACGCCAACGAUACACCGCUGCAAGAUCAGCUGACCAAGUUUGUGGAGCAGUUGUAGUAGUAAUAAGUAUUAAGCCAUGAUUUAGGCUAGCAUAUAGGGACUCCUUGCAAUUUGAUAUUACCGAUCUGUGAAGAGAUGAGACUUCCGAUUCCGAGUAUGCGGAUAAUAAUGGACACGAGUAAAAAGUGGUGAGCGAGGCGGUAGCCGGGAAAAGUUGAUACUUGCUUCAUGUCACUUUUAAUUCAUUUUUUUGAUUCGAUGCUUGUCAAAUAUUAUCGAUCUGUGAAGAGAUGAGACCUUGGAUUCCGUGUAUGGCGGAUAAAAACGGGCACGAAUGAAAAGUGGUGAGAGCGAGUGGGUAGCCUUGAAAAGUUGAUACUUGCUUCAUGUCACUUUUCAUUCAUUUUUUGGAUUCGAUGCUUGUCUAACUAGUUUAUGUUUUUAACGAUUGUGUGGAAUAGUUCGAUGCUUAAAUGUUUAGUCAUAAAAGAACAUGUUGACAAUUCAAAAAGAAGAAAAGCAAAAGUUAAAAAAAGCAAAUACUGUACAUACUACCGAAAAAGGGAAGGAGGGGUGUGCCUAGCGUAUGUUAACCCAUAUCCGCUUUAGGAACUUAAAAUUAUAGUCUUCAGGUAGGGAUUAGUUAGGAUGAUAUAUCUACACUAAAACAGUAGGCAGAAACAGUAAAUUAUGAUAAUAGACGGCCUUGCGAAGGAAUAGAGGAAAUGGCUAAAAUAAUUGCGAAAUGGCUAAAAUAUUGGCGUAAUUUAAAACGUAAGCUAAAAAACCACGGAUCUUAUCCAUGUUUUAACAAUGUCUGCGCAACCAUUAUAAUUCAUCAUGAUGUUCAUUUGGUAUUUAUACCAAAUACGUACUUUAAGUUUGCUGUUAAUAGUUAACCAUCUUUGCGUUUAUCAUGUUUGUCAGAGAAGAUUAAAAGUAACACUAUCUAUCCAUAUAUGUACAAGGAUUCUGGAUUACAUAAUCUUUCACCUUGUGUUUAGCGUAUAUUUGUUAGCAUACUUUAUUUUUUAUGUUCGGCUCGUCUAAUCCAAUGCGACUUUGGUUCAUUGUACAUUUGUUAGCAUACCUCAUUUUCUACAUAUGUUUUGCUUGUCUAAUAGAUUUUGAGUAAUACAUCAUGUGCUUUAGCAAUAAGUUAAUAGGAAAACCAAAUGCUUUAAUUUAGUGUAUUGAUGUCGAAAGUAGCAUAUUAAUGCGAUCAAGCAUUCGGAUUUGCAGAUUCGUUUCUCCGGUCUUUUUGUUAGUAAUCGGGUGUAGAAGGUGCGUAUUAUACAGAGUCUCGUCGAAAACUCAAACGCGGCUUUUACCUUCCAAUAUAAUAUAUUUAGGCACCGCAAUCGAUCAUUCGAGCGAGAAUAAUUUUUUUCUAUUGUAUAUAAACUUAUGCAGGUACUUUUUUAUUAUCUAUGGAUUAAUCAAAGCAUAUGAAAAGUAAAGUGGGAUGCAAAUGAGCUGUAAAUAAACUAAGUCACACUAAUAUGAGGACUGAAAAUUAAGUAUACAUUACUACUAUUAGGUUGGUCACGUUCACCGGACAUUCUGUAUCGUAGUUGAACGUCUUAAAAGCAUUCACAUACUACUCGAACUCGAAUGUUGAUGGCAGAAGUGCAAGCGCAACAGUGAACCCAGCAUGUGCAUCUGUUGGGAAAUAUAUGUGUAGAGGAGGUCAUUACACAUUAGAUAAGAUGAAACAUAGCAAUCGUCGUGUUACUGUUUUAAAAAUGAACAGCCUACCAACCAGCUCCACAGUCUUAAAUACACGCUAAGGGAGAGCUCUAGCGAUGAUAGAACUAAGAUAGUAGAAUGCCGUGGAUAAGCUAAUUUAUGGCAGCAUAAGGUUACGGAAGAAAGGAUAGCUAUAUGAGGAAAAAAUAAACAAGAAGAACGUCGGGAAUGAACGUAAAACACACAGACUCUACUAUCUAGCUAGUAUCACCUAUACAUAUACUUCAAUAGACAUUAGAUCAGCAAAAAACCAUGGUGGAAAAAAAGGUCUCUGGUAUAUAUAUUUUAAUUCAUUUUGUGUUCGGUUUCCCGAACGAUUGUACAUACAUUAACAUUGUACAUAUGAUCCAAGAGAGAUAAGCAAUUUUAUACCACGAAGCCUUCACAAUUUUUUUUAUAUGUUCUUAGCUAUAUUAUCAAUUAUGAAAAUUAUGAAACAUCAUCAAGAAGCGAGAAUUAAGGACGAAAACUGUCCGAAUCAAUCUUGUUUGUUACUGAAGACGAUAGAGAUUGCUGAGGACUACAUUUAAUAUACACAUAUUACAUAUUUCACAACUCUACUGUGCGAGUAAGAUUCCUGUGGGCUUAAUUAAAAUAACAGAAGCAAAAGUAAGAACUACAGGAAGAGAAAGAACGAGAGAGAAAGGUAGAGCGAGAGAGAGCGUGCGAACGAGUGAGACAGAAAAGAAGAAAAGGAAGAAAUUGAAAAAGAUAGAAAGAGAGGAUAAAUUUAAAUAAAAUAAACACUUAUGAUGAUAAGUCCAUGGUAGUAAUUAAUUUAUAACAAGAAUAUUUCUGUAGACAUGUCCCGUCGUAGUGGAGAAAAAUCGCCGGAUCAUUAAACUUCUGAUUCAAUUGCACAAAAAGGGUGAAAUAAAUGAUAUGCUA